AUGGAGAACAAGAAGGGUGUAGCAUUAUGUCUUCUUGGUUUAACUUUCAUGUUUUAUUUUUCACUAGCAGUUGCACAAGAGGAGCAGAAUAGCCUGCAAACAUAUAUUGUUUGGGUUGAAAAGCCAGUCUCUCGGAAUAUCUUUUCACAAUCUCAAGAAGAUUUAGAGAGCUGGUAUCAGUCAUUUUUGCCUGAAACGACUGUAAACUCAAAUGAGCUGAAGAGUUCACGAAUUGUUCAUGCAUACCGCAAUGUGGGCACCGGUUUUGCAGCGAAACUGACACCUGAGGAAGUAAAAGCAAUGGAAAAGAAACAAGGGUUUGUCUCAGCUCGUCCAGAGAGAAUUCUGCCUCUGCAAACUACUCACACUCCUGACUUCUUGGGGUUGCAUCAAGGAUACGGACUUUGGAAACAAACAAACUAUGGUGAAGGUGUGAUCAUUGGAGUUUUGGAUACCGGGAUUGCAGCGGGACAUCCUUCCUUUAGUGAUGAAGGAGUACCACCUCCUCCGGCUAGAUGGAAAGGAAAAUGCGAGUUCAAUGCUACAUUGUGCAAUAACAAGCUUAUUGGUGCAAAAAAUUUUGUAGGCUCAGGCAAAGGUAAUACCACAGACAGCCCUCCAGUUGAUAACCAUGGCCAUGGCACACACACGUCUAGUACCGCUGCAGGAAAUUUUGUGGCAGGUGCCAGCGUUUUUGGAGAGGCCAAUGGCACAGCAGUUGGCAUGGCACCUUAUGCUCACUUGGCAAUGUACAAAGUUUGUGCUGGGGCUGGUUGUGCUGACGGUGAUAUUUUAGCUGCUCUUGAUGCCGCUGUUGAAGAUGGCGUGGACGUGCUCUCCCUCUCCCUUGGUGGCGAAUCACUUCCUUUCUAUGAUGAUGUUAUUGCAAUUGGUGCAUUUGCAGCAAUUCAAAAGGGAAUAUUUUUCAGCUGUGCAGCUGGAAAUUCUGGUCCUUCCUAUAACUCUCUAUCAAAUGAGGCCCCAUGGAUUCUGACGGUUGGAGCAAGCACCACUGACAGAAUAUUAAAAUCAGAAGCGCAGAUUGGAGAUGAUAAAAACAACCAUUUUGAUGGAAAAUCUUUGUCCCAGCCUGAAGAUUUCGAUUCAACAGUUUCGCUACCUCUUGCUUAUGCAGGCUCAGUUGGCAAACAGCCAUCAGCUUCCUGCAAGGCAGGGUCUCUUGAAAACGUUGAAGGGAAAGUAGUGUUGUGUGAGACAGGUGGAGGAGUAACAAAUAUUGCCAAAGGGGAAGAAGUGAAAAGAGCUGGUGGUGCUGCCAUGAUUCUCAUGAACCAAGAGACUGAUGGCUUUAGCACCUUAGCUGAAUCUCAUGUACUCCCCUCGACGCAUGUGAGUUAUGCUGCAGGGUUGCAAAUUAAGUCAUAUAUAAGGUCAACCUCAAGUCCUACAGCCAAAAUCUUGUUCAACGGCACUGUCAUCGGAGAUGCACUUGCUCCCAAAGUCGCUUCCUUUUCGUCUAGAGGACCAAGCUCUGCAAGCCCUGGAAUUCUGAAACCUGACAUCAUUGGACCCGGCGUUAGCAUCCUAGCAGCCUGGCCUGUUGCCGUGGACCAGACACAAUCUAAGGCAACGUUUAACAUAAUUUCAGGUACCUCAAUGUCAACUCCUCACCUGAGUGGCAUUGCAGCCUUGCUCAAGAGCUCACACCCCGACUGGUCUCCAGCUGCUAUUAAGUCUGCCAUCAUGACAACCGCCAACGUCCUAAACCUUGCGGGCAAGCCCAUUGUUGAUCAAAGGCUUGAGCCCGCGGACAUCUUUGCAACUGGUGCAGGCCAUGUUAACCCUUCAAAAGCUAAUGACCCGGGGCUCGUCUAUGACACACAACCAAAGGAUUACAUUCCCUACUUGUGUGGUUUGAAUUACACAGACCAACAGAUACAGCUCAUCACCAAACAAGCAGUGAUCUGCUCUCAAGUAGAAGCCAUACCAGAAGCACAGCUAAACUACCCUUCAUUUUCCAUUAAAAUAAGGUCCAAUGAGACUCAGUCUCAGUAUUAUACAAGGACAGUGAGGAACGUUGGACCGGCUAGUUCAACUUACAACUUGGAUCUUCUUGUACCACAUAAAAUGGGGAUGAGUGUGAACCCUCAGGUGCUCACAUUCACAGAGGUAAACCAGGAGCUUACGUUCCAUGUGGAGUUCAGCGCAGAAGAUGGCGCUGGCAAGGAUGGCGUACCAAUUUCUCAGGGAUAUUUGAGAUGGUUUUCUGAUAAGUAUAAUGUUACUAGUCCAAUAGCUGUGGUCUUUGAAUCUACCUAG
Molecule: messenger RNA, 2280 nt
Organism: Prunus avium (sweet cherry)
Lineage: Eukaryota; Viridiplantae; Streptophyta; Magnoliopsida; Rosales; Rosaceae
Source: RefSeq, a predicted model, not a curated record